AUGCCCGCCAGCAUGUUCAGCAUCGACAACAUCCUGGCCGCCCGGCCGCGCUGCAAGGACUCGGUGCUGCCGGUGGCGCCCAGCGCCGCGGCUCCCGUCGUCUUCCCGGCCCUGCACGGGGACUCGCUCUACGGCGCCGGCGGCGGCGCCUCCUCGGACUAUGGCGCCUUCUACCCGGGCCCCGUGGCCCCCGGCAGCGCAGGCCUCCCGGCCGCGGUCGGCGGCUCCCGCCUCGGCUACAACAACUACUUCUACGGGCAGCUGCACGUGCAGGCGGCGCCCGUGGGCCCGGCCUGCUGCGGAGCCGUGCCGCCGCUGGGCGCCCAGCAGUGCUCCUGUGUCCCGACGCCCUCAGGCUACGAGGGCCCAGGCUCGGUGCUGGUGUCCCCGGUGCCACACCAGAUGCUGCCCUACAUGAACGUGGGCACGCUGUCGCGGACGGAGCUGCAGCUGCUCAACCAGCUGCACUGCCGGCGGAAGCGGCGGCACCGUACCAUCUUCACCGACGAGCAGCUGGAAGCGCUCGAGAACCUCUUCCAGGAGACCAAGUACCCAGACGUGGGUACGCGCGAGCAGCUGGCCCGGAAGGUGCACCUCCGCGAGGAGAAAGUGGAGGUCUGGUUUAAAAACCGCCGUGCCAAAUGGAGGCGGCAGAAGCGGUCCUCGUCGGAGGAGUCGGAAAACGCCGAGAAGUGGAACAAGACAUCGUCGAAAGCCUCGCCCGAGAAGAGGGAAGAGGAAGGUAAAAGCGAUGUGGACUCGGACAGCUGACGGCUGCGGGCCGGCCGUGGCGCUUGCCUAACUCGAAGGACUUGCACAGACAGACGAUGCUACUUUCUUGCACACGCGCUGCCUUGCGGGAGGGGGUCGAGAAAGGAAGGAAGGAAGAUCUGUAAAUAGUGUACAGAGCCGGGAGGGUGCGCGCCUGGGGUCGCCGUGCCGCACCGGGGCUCCGCAGCCCCGCAGUCCGAGGCCGC
Messenger RNA from Equus quagga, 977 nucleotides. It is a transcript of the gene GSC, whose product is annotated as goosecoid homeobox. The record is from RefSeq and is a predicted model, not a curated record. Gene Ontology annotation, cellular component: nucleus. Gene Ontology annotation, molecular function: DNA-binding transcription factor activity, RNA polymerase II-specific; RNA polymerase II cis-regulatory region sequence-specific DNA binding. The coding region runs from base 1 to 771 and encodes 256 amino acids. NCBI's taxonomy places the organism in Eukaryota, Metazoa, Chordata, Mammalia, Perissodactyla, Equidae. Gene Ontology annotation, biological process: regulation of transcription by RNA polymerase II. The transcript is spliced from 3 exons.